UGACGAUCAAUCUCUUUUCAGAGUCAAAAAAUUACGUUUUUCGGACUAGUUAUACUUAACUAAAUGAAUUCUCAGUAAGUGAUGAAAUACUUAUUUUGUAAAUCCAAACAAUUUAUUAAUUUAAUCCUCAAAAAAUGAAAAACAAUUAGAAGGAAGUGUCUAGAAGACAAUGCUACAGAAGGACCCGCAUCAAAAAAGUUUUUUUUUUUUUUUUUUUAUGGAAUAACCAGUUGAAAGAAGAAAAAUGUCAUCCAGAGGGAGACACAUGCUGCACGCUGGCUGAUAACAGCAUGAAAAAAUCUAUUUUCCAUUUCGUGGCAGUAAUGAUCUUUUCAGCCAAAGUGAAGACCUGCACUUUAGCCACCGCGGGGAGCCACAAAGGGCCGCUCCGAGCCUCAUCAGAACUCUGGCUUUCUCAACGUCCACUACUUGCCUCAUUCUCUGCUCCCACUUCUCUCUCUUUACUCUAUUUUCAGGGAAAAAUAGGGGUCAUGACCUCUUCAGGUCCCAAAUGAUAUUUAGUUUCUUCCAUAACGGUCGGAGGAGAAAAAUUAACCUGCGCUCAGAUCCAGAGAAUAUGAGUUAUUCUCAAGAACCUCUCAUUGAUACCCCGAAACAAUGGCUAUAUCAGCUGGCAAUUGGACCCUAUAGAGUAGGAGUAGGAGGGCCGGCGUGCACAUUUCUGUGGCAGUUUGAGUAGUGGUCGAAACCUCAGCUGGGUCCCUUUUGUGCCAACACGAAACAAAGGAGUUGAAAGGCCCACCGGUUCUGCAGCUGCUAUAGUUUUGGAAUAAAUGGAGUGUCAAGCGGUUCUGGGCAGAAGAAAGAAUUAUGGCUGGCAGUGACAAACCCACAAAGAACUAUAGAGCGGGAGUUCAUGGAGAGGUUGACCUUUUAGCCGUUUUAGUGGCUGCUGUUCUCUCAUUUGCAGAAAUCCCCACGUGCAUCAAGCAGCAAACAAGUUCUGACAAACAAUCUGAAGCAAUGUGCAAUUCCCCACUGAGGAGGUGGAGGAAAAACAAAAAUUGGCAUUAAAACUCAAACUUUCAUCGGAUAAACAACAUCUUACUAUAAGACAAAUAAAAAAUGACUCCAUCUGUGCGUUCCUGGAGAGGCAUGACACAUGGAUAAGGACAGACUGAUCAUGUGCACAAGGCUCGUCGUUCAGAUGUCCUGUCAUAACAUGCCUGUGCAUGCGUCAGCGUGCGCGCUGCCCAUGUCUGCGCUCUCGCCUGCGUCUUGCAGCUCAUUUGGUUUGAUCGACGCAGCACUCUUCCAGAGGAGAGAGGCGCAGGGCAGGCGGCGGGCUGACACAGUUCACAGCUCCCUCAGUCACGCUGCCCCAGCCGGGGAUCUCUUCCUUCCUCCAAGAGGCAUGCGCAUCUGGAUCGGAGAGUUUCCCGGGGACAGUUGUUACGCGUCGCGGCGCUGCGCAAUCCUCUCCGCGUGCUCCCGCCCUCACAGAGGAAUAUAACACAACAGCCCAAAGACAGUUGGGGUGUAUUUUUUGGGGGAGAGAAUGGCGGGCGCAAAGCGCCUUUUGAAAACGCCGAGUAACUUCCAGUCGUCUGCCAUGUUUGAAGCUGCGGAGUGUGCAGAGGUGGAGGGACGCAGCACCGACAGCACCCUGGCCUCAUCCAUCAGCGCCUGCAAGAAGGUUCUGUGCAGCAACAGCGUGCUGGACUCGCCCGAGUACUGGCUGAGGAAUGAGAAGGCCUUGUGCAGACUGGGCCUGAUGGAUAACGACGUGGAGGGCAGCUGCACCAUGAUCUGUUUUGUGACUUUGGACUCUCAGAAAACGGACUGUCGGGAUGAGAAAAGCAUGAAGAAAUUGGCAUCAAUGUCUCCAGACUUGCCAAAGCUCGUUGAAUUGCUGACUCUCCAUCAGCCAAAAGAAAAUGAAAUUUUACUGCUCGGGGGCCUUGAAGCUCCCGACUGCAGCCAAACACACCCACAGUCUCCCCCGCAGGGUGGGCAGCAGAGAAGCACAGGUGUAUGCCUACUACAGUGUUCGGGGAAGACACGCCUGGCGCCCCCUGCCAGCAUCAUCUCUGAACUCAACAAGGUCCUGAUGGGGAUGCAGUGGGGGAGGGAGCGGCAGCUUCAUCAGGGCCGAGCCGUCGGACAGAGAGUUGAUGAUGACACCAACCGAUCCAUCUCGUCAAUUGAAGAGGACUUCCUGACGGCCUCGGAGCACCUCGGGGACGACAGCGAGGAUGACGGCUUAAGAAACGAACCAGAAAGCAGAGAACUUGGAGAGAGCUCAGCUGAGUCUGCACAGAAGACUUGUGUCCGACCCGCAUCUCAGCGGGUGGCGCUGGCAACUGAUCAGAACCAGGUGGAUGCUGACACUAAAAGAGAAGGUUCUCCACCAGCCAGCAUCCAUAGUGAGGAAUCGGCUGGUCACUAUGCCACAAAUUUGGCUGAGUCAGUACUACAAGACGCCUUCAUCCGGCUCUCCCAGGAUGAGACCUCCUUCGUCUCAGAGGCAGCUGUCAGUGUGUCCUUUUCUACCUGCCCAUCCAGCCGGCCCCGUCCCUCCAUGACCAAAAAGCCUUCACAGCAGCGCACCUGCUCUUUUGAACUCCCCAAAAUCGUCAUAGUUCAGAGUCCAGACAGUUCUGAUGUGGUUUCUGAAUGGCCAGAAACACAGGUGUCCAAUGUACGGCACCAGGAUGGUCCAACAAGAGCUGCAGAAAUGCCUCAAAAGGAGGUCCAGUCCUACGUUCUCACCCAGAAUGCGGGACACAAACGUGUGGAGGUGGCUUUGGCCAGCGCUGCCAGCAUUAUUGGUACUAUUGCUAACCCACAGCUGACGGAAAAACUGUCCCUUGAAUCUGCCUCAGAAGAAAACACAGAAGAGGACGAGCAGGGCACCACAGAGCAAGGAGACUACAGUGUCUCAUCGGCCAUGUGCGGCAUGGCUCAGGUCGCUGGAGCGGUGGCAGCUGUGGAGCUCACGAAGGAGACGGAGGAGUGUGGCGAUGCAGAUUCCACUGAGGUCUACACAGCCUCACAGGGCCUGAUGUCCGCCGCGAAAGCCUCCGCAGCCUUACCGCUGCACUGCAACGUGGCAGAGGGCACCAGCGUGGAAGCGUUUCGCGCCAACAUUGCUGAAGUGUUGCACAGGGAAGCAGCUGAAGUCCUGACUCAACCUCAAGGGUACAGGAGUGUGGCACACCUGUUGGAGACCACUCACAACAAGAUAGUGGAUGGCAUUACAUGUCCGAGGAAAUACUGCCUGGAUGAAAGCGAGGUGGAUGAUGUAAUAAAUGAGGUGGCAGACAGCCUAUUCAAGCACGCUUUAGAGAAGGCAAAAAAGAAAAAAGAGCUGGAAGGAGCUGGAGGAGAAGUUCAAAACCUCCAGGUUUUUCUCCAGGACAGUAUAAACACCUUGCUCUUUGAUAUUCUCUGCCUGACACAAAAGAAAAUCAGCCACGUGUCCAGGUGUGGCCAAGAGUCUGACGAAACACAAGCAGGAGACGCUUGUGUGGAUGAGCCGGCGACCUCAAAGGAAAGAAGGUGUCCACUGGGUCAGUUACAGCGGUUAGGUUCCCUCGGUCUCUCCAUUAGUGGCGAGAGCCUGAUCAGUUCUGAUAAGCCUCCAGUGUUUCAGAGCCUUAAGGAUAAUCAAAUGCUGGAGGAAGUUUCUGUUCAGUUCAAAGAGAAGCAGCCCCAGUUGUCAUGCAGGCAGAGUCUGUGUCAACUCAAAGACUUUUCUGACAAGCAGCAAAGCAUUAGUGCCAUCAGAGAAACAUUAAGUGAAAUCCCAGUGAACAGCGUAGAAAGGAGGGCUCGACAGGCCUCCUUAACCCCACAGUCUUCUCUGAACUCAUGCAGUUCUCUGUUUACGUUGAGGGGGGAUUCUGAUUCCAGGACACCCAUUUCUUGCUAUGCUGAGGAUCUGGCUUCCACUGUGGUCUCUAUGGCCACAGAACUGGCCGCAAUCUGCCUGGAGAACUCCACUGGGAAGCAGCCGUGGUUCUGUGCUCUCAAGGGGACGUCUGCUGAAGGCCCAGAGCCCUACUUGAUGCCUGCUUGCCGCACAAUGCUCAGGAGAAAGGAAGCCCAAGGCCCCAAUGCGGCAUCUAGAAAGCAUCGAGCGCCACGCCUCAGUGAGAUUAAGAAGAAAACCGAAGAACAACCUGAGCUGAUGGAGCGGCUGGUGAACCGGGUGGUGGACGAGUCCAUUAAUCCUGAUGAGCCGCAGGACCCUUUUGCCCUCUUUGCCUCUGAAGUUACAGCCAGGAUCAUGAACUGCCCUGAACUCAAUGUGGUGGACACCUCCAAAACCGGCCAGCAGCGCAGCAGGCUGCAGUGCGAGAGGUGGAGCCGCGGGAAAGCAUCCAGCUACGAAAGCAUUCCAGAGGAAGAGGCGGAUCCCGCUGGCACGUCCAACACCUUAGGUCCUGGUUGUCGGUUAGGACAGAAUUUAAGCCGAGGUAGCUCAAUCUCUAAGCAGUCCAGCUGUGAGAGCAUCACAGAUGAGUUCUCUCGGUUUAUGGUUAACCAGAUGGAGACCGAAGGCAGAGAGUUUGAUCUGCUGCUGGACUACUAUGCUGGGAAAAACGCCAGCAACAUACUGGCUGCAGCCGUGCAACAGGCAGCAACAAAGAAAAACGGCCACCUCAAUGUCAGAGCCUCAUCCUGUUUGUCGAAGCAGUCCAGCACUGAAAGCAUCACGGAGGAGUUCUACAGAUUCAUGCUUCGUGAUAUGGAUAAGGAGAACAAAGAAUGUGGCAUCGCCAAGACAAAAGAGUGGAACAACAGCCUUUUCCCGCCAUCUCCCAGGACACCCUUCUGUAUACGACAGUCCUCUGUCCCUGACCGGCGGUCCUCAGACUCACGACUGACUGUGAACUCGCCCAUAAAAGCCAACUCUUUUGAUGGAUUUGCUCGCAACGUGCACGGAGACACUCUGAAUAUCUACCCCUCCUGCUCGGUGUCAGCUGCAGGGCUCUGUAAGUCAGACUCCUGCCUCUAUCAGAGGGGGAAAACGGACCAGAUGACAGACAUGCUGAUCCACGAGACCUGGUCGAGCUCCAUUGAGUCGCUAAUGAGGAAAAACAAGAUCAUUGCUGAUCCAGAAGAUAGCAUUGAGUCAGAAGCCUCAGGAGACUCCCAGAUCCACGUGCAGCAAUUUGCCAAUCGACUGGCAGCUGACAUCGUAGACAGUGGCAAGUCUGCGCUUGGUGGCCAACAAGACGCAAAUCCUGGAAUAUCUGCGUCUCAUCCACUUCUGCCCACUUCGGUUGGUGAGAGGAGACGGGGCUUCAAACAGUCGCAUCUUUCUUGCAGUCGAAGCAGGUCCAGCCAGGAGUACCCCGGCAGUAGAGUUGGUUCUGUGUCGGGGGACUGCAGUCUACCGUGCAUGAAGGGACCAAGGGAGGUGCCUCUAAUCCACAUAGAGGGAGAUCAGAGGGUUGAAGAAAGUUUAUCCAACUCUGAAAAAACUGGAGGAGAAGCUCAGGAAACAUCCACAGACAUCUUGCAUAUGGAGAAACCUACUGCCAACCGCAACAGCAGUGAGAGGGACAGGCCAGCUGUGGCGGUGGCUGCAGCAGCGAAGAGGGACAAGCGUUCAAUGAGUGCUAGCAGUGAGGAGAGCAUGGGGAGCUGGUCUCACAUGACCCCCGAAGAUGACCCCCACGAGGAAACCAGUAGUUUUAUCCAGCUGAGUGAGGGGAACGGGACCAGCAGCACCUCCAGCCUCGGCGGGGCCGAUCUCGAAGCUUUUACUGACGUUCCAACCCAGAGCACAGUCAGCAGUGAGAUCACAGAGAAAGCCCACCCACCUGGAUCCAAAGAGAAGCUUUUUGAGAUCAGUUCAGCAAACGCCGCCGGCAUCAGCAGCAACCUCCGGGAGCUCUUAUUGGUCAACUGUGACUUUGAGCAGGAAUGUGUGGACUCAGAACUCAGAGUGACCCUCCAGUGGAUCGCUGCGUCUGAGCUGGGCCUCUCCGUCGUCUACUUCAGGAAGUCCAAGGAGGUCAACUUCUCAAAGUUCCAGAGGGUGGUCCACCUGAUGUCUCAGAAGGCGUGGCGAAUCGCAGAUUUGUUUGGCGCUAUUGUUCAGUUCUGUAACUUACACGCUAACAAGGAGGAGGCGGAGCUGCCUGUCCAUACCAGCCUGUUUGACUGGCUCCUGGAGACCCUUUAGAGCCAUCCAACCUCUUUUUGACUGCGAAGAAAGCCACACAUUCUCCCACAUUUGUUACAAGCUCUUUGCCCCAUCGUGUGUCAUCAUUGUGUCACCAAGAUGAAAGCACAACGUAGUCAGACAACCUGAAAAAUUCAUACAUCUCACAUGGUUUGGAGGGGGUAGAGCUCAAAUUGGACGGAUCUCUGGUCAGAGAAAGCAUGUUUCAGUGCAGAUGUCAUUCCAGAUCAGAAAUAUUGUCACGGUUAGCUUAUUAAACAAGGAAAUGAAGGAGCCAGUCCUACAACAUUUAAUAUCAACAACUGUCUUAUAGAUGUAGCUCAGAAUAGAGCUCCAAAAAUGCCUGGUCACUUUGUUCUUUCCAUUAAAAAAUGUGUUCACUGACCAUCAUACCACCUCUACCGUGGCUUAACAUUGAAAUAAGUGUGUGACUCUUGUUUAUUAAGAAUAAAUUAUUUUGCAUAGCUGUAAUGUAAAUAGUGUAGAUUUGGAACUGCUGCACCUUGAAAUAGUGAACUGCUCUCUUUAGCUUUUAUUAUGUCCAAAAACAGAGUAAAGUUUGUAACGUUGAAUUUGUAAGUGGAAUUGUUCUGUCUAUUUCUCUACUUAGUGGUAAUCUAGUGUUUCAUCCGCAUUGGAAGGGGGGAAAAAGCACACAACUCAACUGUAAACUGUGUCGCAGUAGAACUGAAUGUAUUUAUCUUUUGACAUCAAUAAAUGUGAUGUGAAGCUCGA
Messenger RNA from Oryzias melastigma (Indian medaka), 6895 nucleotides. Its product is annotated as SPHK1 interactor, AKAP domain containing. The record is from RefSeq and is a predicted model, not a curated record. Gene Ontology annotation, cellular component: cytoplasm. The transcript is spliced from 12 exons. Gene Ontology annotation, molecular function: protein kinase A binding. Lineage: Eukaryota; Metazoa; Chordata; Actinopteri; Beloniformes; Adrianichthyidae. The coding region runs from base 1520 to 6160 and encodes 1546 amino acids.